Ilex paraguariensis (yerba mate) is the source of this 240-nucleotide messenger RNA. The record is from the annotation of a GenBank genome assembly. Lineage: Eukaryota; Viridiplantae; Streptophyta; Magnoliopsida; Aquifoliales; Aquifoliaceae.
AUGGGAAUCAAUGGGCUCUGUCCCUAUCUGGAUCUGAAGAAAGUGAUGGCAAUAUUGAUUGCAACGCUGGUGGAUGGCUUGGGUCAGUGCAUUGAAAUGCUUUGGCGCUCGCGAGAACUGCGUUUUGCUGCCAUUUUUGAGGCUGUAACUUCUGUUGCUCGGAACUUCACCAUGGCUCUUAUGUCCUGCGUGUUGGGCAUGUUUCUAGGACGAGGUCAGCAGGAUGUAGCUUUCCUGUGA